Messenger RNA from Styela clava, 1623 nucleotides. RefSeq lists its product as uncharacterized. Gene Ontology annotation, biological process: regulation of DNA-templated transcription. NCBI's taxonomy places the organism in Eukaryota, Metazoa, Chordata, Ascidiacea, Stolidobranchia, Styelidae. The record is from RefSeq and is a predicted model, not a curated record. Gene Ontology annotation, molecular function: DNA binding; DNA-binding transcription factor activity, RNA polymerase II-specific.
UCUCGCAUAUAUAUAAAUGACAAUUUACCCUGACGAGCCAUCAUUUCCAGAACUGGCGCUGUUAGUGAAAGUAUUUCAGAGAGUGAAUAUUAUAUUGAAAUGGAGAUGGUAAACCAAACUGAAAGCUUUGAGAAUCCUAAAGAGCACAAAAUAGCUUGUGAGGAGAUGAAAGCUAAAAGAAUAUCGAGUUCUCCCCCUAAAUCGUUUCGAAUUGAUGAUAUUUUGACAGAAAGCCAAAACAAACUAUCAAAGACCAAUAAUAGUAGUGAAGAUGAAUCAGAAAUGACCGGAAACAUAGCGAAUAGUCAGGAAUCGCAUCGGAAAUGUUCCAAAGACAGAGAACGCAGAUACUCUCCUACAUCUCAUCUAGGCCCGUUUGUGCCGAGAAGAGUUGCUACUUCGGAUAGUUCAAGUCCAUACCCCCAAGGUUUUACAAUGCCCCACUUUGUCUCGCCUACAUCAGAGGUAAAAUCAACUAGACAAACAACGAUCCCAACUGCUGCAUUUGCAUACAUGAAUGCAGCAAUGAAUGCAAUUUUACAAUCGUCACAAAAACAAAACGAGAAUCUAUUUGAAGUUGGUACAACAUCACCACUUUGGUCGUCAACUAUACCGUUAUCUCAUCAACACGUUCAUCCGUUCAUGAAACCGUUAACUUCUACUUCAACGAAUUCUCGUUUACCUCUUAUGAUGACAUCGACAGAUAUACAAAGAUUGAAUCCAUACGGCCUACAUUUUCCCGCUUUUGCAGCACCAAGGCCCAACGUUACAAUUAGCUCUUCAGGUCAAUCCACGCUCUUGCCUCCAUCCGACGUUUUACGAAACAGCGAAGUAAUAACAAUGAAUUAUUGCAGAAGAAGAAAAGCAAGGACUGUGUUUUCUGAUGUUCAACUUGCUGGCUUAGAAAAACGAUUCUGCAAACAAAAAUAUUUAUCAACGCCAGAAAGAAUAAGCAUUGCUACUUCACUAAAUCUUUCUGAAUCUCAGGUAAAAACGUGGUUCCAAAACAGAAGAAUGAAGCUAAAAAAAGAAACCAGAAAUACAGUUAGCACAUCAAUGUAUCAAAAUUCAACAGCAAAUAAUUUCGAUUGUGAAUCUGAUUAAUAUUUUCUUAUCGUUGUUUUAUUUUUCCUAGAAUAUCAAUCGAAAUCCUUACUAAAAUCGAAGUAUGUGCGAUAGAAUAGUUUUCUUCAAUUUUUAUUUCAUCCAAUAGUUAUUUUCAUUUUUUACAUUGUUCGUGAGAUUUCCUGUAUUUAUCUUUGCCAAGACUUGUCGUUUUGUCAUCAAAUAUAGAACUCAGAUGUUUCAAGUCUUGCAUUGUUUGCAUUCCAUAGCCCAUGCUCAUUUGACCAAAACAUUCCCAAAGUAAUGGCAUUUAAGAUCAAGAACAUUUUGCUUGUAUAUUUUGCAACAUGCAAUUGAAAAGUUUUGUUUAUUUGCUCGUUACCCCGUAUCAAUCAGUCGCUUUGUUGUUGAUUUUGAAUUUCGUAUUAUCCAGGUAAUUUUGAAUCAAAUGAUUUUUAACAAUUAUUUGUCCAAUGUUAAACAAUUUUUUUGAUAAAUAUUGUAAAGUUCCGAGAUUUUUUUGCAACGCUUUGUAAAUAAAACUACAGUUUUAGAAUA